Messenger RNA from Lactuca virosa, 606 nucleotides. The record is from the annotation of a GenBank genome assembly. NCBI's taxonomy places the organism in Eukaryota, Viridiplantae, Streptophyta, Magnoliopsida, Asterales, Asteraceae.
AUGCAGAUCUUUGUGAAAACCCUUACCGGCAAGACCAUUACGUUGGAGGUCGAGUGUUCGGAUACCAUUGACCACGUUAAAGCCAAGAUACACAAGAAGGAAGGCAUUCCCCCUGAUCAGCAGAGGCUCAUUUUCACCGGAAAGCAGUUGGAAGGUGGCAGAACCCUUGCGGACUACAAUAUCCAGAAGGAAUCUAAUCUGCAUCUUGUCCUCCGUCUUCGUGGCGAGAUGAAGAUUUUUGUCAGAACGCCAAUGGGCAAGACCAUCACAUUGGAAGUUGAAAGCUCCGAUAAAAUUGGUAAAGUGAAGUCGAAGAUUGAGGAAAUAGAAUGGAUUGAACCGGAACAUCAGCUUUUGAGCAUUGAAGAGAAGGCCCUCGAGGGUUCUAGAACUUUGGCAGAUUAUAACAUCCAAAAAGAAUCUACAUUGCACCUUAGUCUUUGGUUGAGAGGAGAUAUGCGGAUUUUCGUUAAAACUUUGACAGGCAAGAAUCUACUUUUUAUGUUUUGUGAUUGGAUAUAUGCUUUGCUGCCUUAUUUUUGUUGGUGCUCUUGCGCAGUUGUAGUUAUUUUUUAUACGGAGCACAGAGUGUCAUGUUUGAUAUAA